This is a messenger RNA of Marmota flaviventris (yellow-bellied marmot), 2421 nucleotides long. RefSeq names its product centrosomal protein 70 (gene Cep70). Gene Ontology annotation, molecular function: gamma-tubulin binding. Lineage: Eukaryota; Metazoa; Chordata; Mammalia; Rodentia; Sciuridae. Gene Ontology annotation, biological process: cilium assembly; regulation of microtubule cytoskeleton organization. The record is from RefSeq and is a predicted model, not a curated record. Gene Ontology annotation, cellular component: centrosome.
GAUCCAGUUUCAGACAUGAGACUCACUGAGAAAUAACUUCAUUGAGAUCAACUUGAGUGAUUAGAUACCAAAUGCAAGAGGAAUGUGCUAUGACUGAGGCAACUCAAAUUUUCUUAUUACCAGGCUUGACUUUGGACUCUACAAAAGAAACUAUGUCUCCAGCAGCCCCUAAAACUCAGGAGUCCGUUCAAUUAUCAAACAAACUCAUGCUUGAAAAACAGCAGGAAGAAGCAGAAUGGGAAAGUAUAAAUGUGCUGUUGAUGAAUCAUGGCUUACAAUCUUUGUGCUUGGUCAAAAGACCAGAUAUUAAAGAUCUCAUCCUUUUUGACAAACAGUCAUCACAAAGGAUGAGACAGAAUUUGAAAACAUUGAUGGAAGAAACAGUUCGUCAACAGAACAUGUUACAGGAGCUUAUAGAAAACAACCAGAAACUUAAAAAUGAACUUCAGCUAGAACAAAACCGAGCAGCCCAUCAGGAACAGCGAGCUAAUGAGUUGGAACAAAUUAUGGAGAGUGUGAAAGCCAAAAUUGGUGAAUUGGAGGAUGAAUCCCUAAAUAGGGUUUGCCAGCAACAAACUAAAAUAAAAGAUCUUCAAAAGGAGCAGAAAACUUUACAGAUCAGAUGCCAACAUUACAAGAAAAAACGAAUGGAACAACAAGAGAUUAUUGCUUCUCUGCAAAAGGAUAUCUGUAGAUUAACAAAGGAGGAAGAAGAACGCAUCAUCACUCAAAACAGAGUGUUUGCCUAUCUCUGCAAAAGAGUUCCUCAUACCGUCCUGGAUAGACAGUUGCUUUGCCUAAUUGACUACUAUGAAUCUAAAAUAAGAAAAAUCUAUACACAAAGGCACUAUAAAGAAGAUGAAAGUCAGUCAAGUGAAGAAAAUGAUUAUCAAAAUAUGGGUGCAUCACCGACUUAUAAAUGCCUUCUAGUGUCAUUACAGAAUCAACUCCAGGAUGCAAAAUCUAAGAUUGAUGCACUUACAAGUGAAAAGCUGAACCUCCAAAAAGAUUUGGAAAGCAGGCCCACACAAGAGGAAUUAAAACUUCAAAAACAGCAAGUGAAGAAACUGGAAAAAGCCCUUAAGAAAAGCAUCAAAUUACAGGAGGUUAUCAGUCCUAAAAACUCUGAGGACACAGAGAAAAAAGAUGAACCCAUCAAAGAAAACCAUCAACAGGCCCUAAUUGACCAGAGAUACUUUCAGGUGUUGUGUAGCAUCAAUUCAAUUAUUCACAAUCCAAGAACUCCAGUAAUAAUUUAUAAACAGAGCAAAGGAGGAGCCCAAAAUUUUAAUAAAGAUCUUAUUCAAGAUUGUGGAUUUGAGCAUCUUGUUCCUAUAAUAGAAAUGUGGGCUGAUGAACUGACAUCUCUAAAGGAUUUGUAUAAGUCCUUGAAAACGCUAUCUACAGAAUUGAUACCUUGGCAUAAUUUAAAGAAACAGGAUGAAAAUGAAAGUAUUAAAGUUGAAGAUCUAUUGUUUAUGGUGGAUACAAUGUUGGAAGAAGUGGAAAAUAAGGAAAAGGACAGCAAUAUGCCAAACUUGCAAACUUUGCAAGCUAUCGUUGCUCACUUCCAAAAAUUAUUUGAUGUGCCUUCUUUAAAUGGAGUUUAUCCCCGAAUGAAUGAAGUUUAUAGUAGGCUUGGAGAAAUGAACAACGCUAUGAGAAACCUCCAGGAACUCUUAGAAUUAGACAGUUCAUCCUCAAUGUAUGUGCUGGUGAGCACAGUUGAAAAAUUGUGUAGGAUGAUUAAUGAGGAUGUGAAUGAGCAGGUUAAGCAGGUGUUAGGACCUGAAGACUUCCAAAGCAUUAUCAACAAAUUGGAAGAACAUGAGGAAUUUUUCCCAGCAUUUCAGGCAUUUACUAAUGAUCUACUUGAAAUCCUAGAAAUUGAUGACUUGGAUGCCAUUGUACCUGCAGUAAAGAAAUUAAAAGUACUUUCUUACUGAAAACAAAUCAAAUCAUUUUUACUGUGUAAAUUGCAUUCUUAACAUUCUAAGUAUUUUGUAGAAUUGAUCUUAUUUUGUCAUAAGGGUUAUAAAAUGUAUUUGCUCACAGAAAUCAUCUUAAUAUUGGGUCAUUCUCCAGUACUAAGAUUCUUUUAUAGAAAAUAGCUGCUAAGUUAUUAAAGCAGUAACUUGAGAUCCUUUAAUCAUUUCUUAAAAACACUUGAUGCUUAAAUUUUAAGGUUAUUUUAAGGUAGAGUUUGUAAGUAAAAGAGACACCCAAGGAGAGAAAUUGCAAAUAAUAGAAAAGUUUCAAUUAAGUUGAAGGUCUAAUGACCUUUGGUUCAGGGCAAAAGGAAUACCAUUUGCUUUCUAAGGCCAGCCAGUAGGAAGCUACUGCUCUCCUGGAAAUGAUUAAUUUGCAUUUUACUAAGAUAUCCCUCAUGGUGGUUGCCCUUUCAAAGCAGGAGGAAGAAAA